UAGAAUUUUCCAAAGAAUCCGCUCUUAAAAUGGGAUGCGAGCUUUCUGGGACACCCUGUAUAAUGUUGUGCAUAUAAUAAUUUUAAUUUUUUUACAGCGCUUCAAGGAAGCUGUCAGAAGAGCCGUGAACAAGGAGAAAAAAAAACUAAAAUAUGGUCGUGGAAUGUCGGCAUAUAUAAAGCCUUGCAAUGCACCCAUUUACCCAGUGAUGCAAGGGUACGCGGCAGUACCGGGAUACGUGGCAGCAUCGGGAUACGCGACAGCACCAGGAUACGCAACAGCACCAGGGUACGUGGCAGUACCGGGAUACGCGGCAGCACCGGGAUACGCGGCAGCACCGGGGUAUGCAACAGGACACGCACCGGGACACAUGCCGGCAACGCCAGAGUUUAUCACAGCGUCGGGAUGCGCCGCUGCGCCCAAUGCAGGGUGUAACUGUUUUUUUGUUACAGCACCUCAUGGACAUUGGCGAUAAAUGCGACGAGUUAUACAUUCUAACACACGCACGCACGCACACACACACACACACACACACACACACACACACACACA
Solenopsis invicta (red fire ant) is the source of this 552-nucleotide messenger RNA. RefSeq lists its product as uncharacterized. The record is from RefSeq and is a predicted model, not a curated record. The transcript is spliced from 2 exons. NCBI's taxonomy places the organism in Eukaryota, Metazoa, Arthropoda, Insecta, Hymenoptera, Formicidae. Bases 35 to 475 code for a protein of 146 amino acids.